AUGCUCAGUGACCUUCCAAAGAUCCCUACACUCGACUGGGCGGACUUUGCCGAAGGAGACACUGACCAGCGGCUUAAACUUGCUCAGGGCCUAGUACAAGGCUUCAAGAGAUUCGGAUUCGUCAAGCUAGUCAACCAUGGUCUCUCCGAUGAGUUGAUCCAGCAACUAUUUGCUGAAGUAAGCAGGCAUUCUCUCCUAGUCAAGCGCUUUUAUCGGUUGCCGGAUGAGUUGAAACAGAAAGCUGCUCAUCCCCCCGGGCCUAAUCCUCAGCGAGGAUGGAGUGGAAUAGGUGUGGAGUCAACCUCGAAGCUGUACGGAGAGCAAACCGAAAGACCAUCUGGGAAGCUCAAAGAUGCAAAAGUCGGCACUGAUUUCUCUUCUUCUAAAUCAAGCAGGGAACUAACGCAUAUGAAGGAACAUUACGAUAUCGGACCGCCCACCGACACCCAAUUUCCGACCAGAUGGCCAGAUGAGCAAGACAUCCCCGGAUGGCGUGCUUUCAUGGAAUCAUACUAUGCCAGAGGGCAAAGCUUUUGCCUUGACCUCAUGGAAGCGUUGGAAAUUGGCCUCGAGCUACCGAAAAACACCCUCCGUAGCAUGUGCAUCCCCGAUGGAAGUGAGCUCCGACUACUCCACUAUCCUGAGAUACCGGCUGCAGAGCUACGAACGGGCGAUACCGCUCGGAUUUGGCCACAUACUGACUUCGGGCUCAUUACCUUGCUGUUCCAAGACGGUGUUGGGGGCUUGGAGGUCGAAGACCCUCUUCAACAAGGUCAUUAUAUCGAGGUCGCUAGAGAACAACCCUACGAGAUGAUUGUCAAUGUGAGCGCCACUUUUGAAAGAUGGAUGAAUGGGGUAAUCAAGGCGGCCGUGCACCGGGUGAACAUUACGCCCGAGGGAAAGCACGUUGAGGAUGCAGUUGUACCAGAACGAUGGUCAGCUGCAUACUUCUUCAAAGCACAUAAGAUGGCACAUGCUGGUCCUUUACCGGCGUUUGUUACGCCGGAGAGACCCGCGUUGUAUGACGAUAUCACUGCCCUGGAGUUUCAAAAGCGAAGGACUGAUCUGGUCUACACGGGACAGCAGUUGAAGGUUGAGGAAGCAGCUUAA
This is a messenger RNA of Aspergillus oryzae RIB40, 1110 nucleotides long. Its product is annotated as isopenicillin N synthase family dioxygenase. The coding region runs from base 1 to 1110 and encodes 369 amino acids. NCBI's taxonomy places the organism in Eukaryota, Fungi, Ascomycota, Eurotiomycetes, Eurotiales, Aspergillaceae. The record is from RefSeq and is a predicted model, not a curated record. Gene Ontology annotation, molecular function: dioxygenase activity. The transcript has 2 exons.